Gossypium raimondii (Peruvian cotton) is the source of this 843-nucleotide messenger RNA. RefSeq lists its product as uncharacterized. Lineage: Eukaryota; Viridiplantae; Streptophyta; Magnoliopsida; Malvales; Malvaceae. The transcript is spliced from 5 exons. Bases 1 to 843 code for a protein of 280 amino acids. The record is from RefSeq and is a predicted model, not a curated record.
AUGGCGAUUGAAAAUUGUGGUUCAAGUUCUGCUCAAAACAUAGAGGUCUUUUUUAGGUUGGUUGCUUCCGUUUUAGCCGCUGUAAACGAAUGUCACCAUCUCGCAAUAGCAUGUAUGGAUAUUUCUUUUAGUGGAAAACUCUUGAUGCAAAGCUACCUCGAUGUAAUACUUGCUAAAUUUGACAACUAUGUGAAGGGUCUUUCUGAGUUUUACACUGCUAGGAUUUUAAGCCAUGGUUUCACCAUUGUUGUUUCAAGGCUCGGUGUUAGUGCUUCCAAAGAUGACAUGAGGUUUUACAUAAGAGUACAGUUUCUUGAUUCCUCAGAGAUAGAGAUUCAUCGAGAAGCUUCAAAUAUUGUGAAUUUGAUCUCUGGGUUUUAUUUAUAUAAAGCUCAUGGUGGAAUGACUGUUGUUUUGAAAUUAUGUCCUAAUGGUUAUUUUCGUGGUGAAUUGAUUGGUCCUGCUUGUGUGGUGUUGAAGAAAUUAAGAGUUUUAUGGCUGAAGAAGGAGUUAUAUCAAAAUUCAUCAAGCUUGUUCAUCGAUAGACUGUUGUUCUACCUUCGCAAUGGCGAGGUUUUGGUUCAAGAAUCAACUCUAAAAGUCACAUCCAGGCUUUGUUAUGCAUCAGAAGAGGCUAAGAAAGUAAUAGGGGAUGCCAGUUUCAUCCCCGAGCUUGUGAAAUUACUUGAUGAAAAGUUAUACGAAAGCUUUGUCUCUGGCCUACGUUUACAAAUUCUAAGCUACAUGUCUGUUGUUGUUUCUCCUUCUCAAAACAUAUUCCUACAAAUGGCUGGAGCAUAUACGUGGAAUCAACCUGGUGGUGGUGCUCCUUACAUGGGAUAA